Molecule: messenger RNA, 1134 nt
Organism: Trifolium pratense (red clover)
Lineage: Eukaryota; Viridiplantae; Streptophyta; Magnoliopsida; Fabales; Fabaceae
Product: MATH domain and coiled-coil domain-containing protein At3g58250-like
Exons: 5
Coding region: 1-1134 (377 amino acids)
Molecular function (GO): protein binding
Source: RefSeq, a predicted model, not a curated record
AUGGAGCAUCAAGAAACAAGUGUUGAGAUGUUUGAGAAGUUUACCUGGAAGAUUACAAACUUCUCUCAAUUGAAUACUGUUUGGAAAAUUUAUUCUGAGCCUUUUGUCCUUGGUGGUUAUCCAUGGAGGAUUCAUCUCUAUUCUAACAGAUGCCAAAAAGAUGCAAACUUAACAAUUUAUUUGGAGGCCGUGCAAAUGGAAAUUAUUGUGGAUGAUGAUGAGCCUAGGAGAUUGUCAUACAUUAUGUACGAGGAAAAUUGGAGCAGAGAGGUGAAAUAUAGGGUAGUUUUAUUCAACCAGCUUGAUACCAACAGAACAAUCACAGGAGAGUUUGUAGAAAUGGAGCAUCAAGAAUCCAGUGGUGAGGUAUUUGAGAAGUUUACCUGGAAGAUUACAAACUUCUCUCAAUUGAAUACUGCUGAGAGGAUUUACUCUGAGCCUUUUGUCCUUGGGGGUUAUCCAUGGAGGAUUAACCUUUAUCCAAAGGGGCAGCAUGACCAAAGAGACGAAAUGUUAUCAAUUUUUUUGCAUGCUGUGCAAAUGCAAACAGACAAUGUGUCUAAGAAAUGGAGCAGAGAUGUGAAAUAUAGGCUGUUUGUAUUCAACCAGCUAGAUACCAACAGAACAAUCACAAAUGAAACUGAGCGCGUGUUCAAUGCAAGCAGCAAUGCUUGGGGUUUCCCUUCUCUCAUUCCUCUAGUUGAGCUUCGUGAUCCUCAAAAGGGGUUUAUUGUGAAUGAUGUGUGUAUUGUUGGUGCUGAAGUUUUUGUUGGUAAGCGUAAGCUAGCUCCUGAGAAUCGAGUAAGUGAAGUAGUUACCUUAACCGGGAAUACCAAUGUGGAAGUCCCAAGGUCGAUGCCAGAAGUGAAAGACACGGAUGACGAAGCUUGUAAGGAUCUUCAAGUUUUAUGGGAGGAACUAGAGAAAUAUAGAUCUGAUCUAACUUGGCUAGAGCCUCAUGUUCAAUCUGCUUUAGGAAUUAAAAAUUAUGUGCAAAAAGCUUUGUAUGUGGAGAAGUUGAAGAAGAAUGUGGUAGAUCAAGAGCUUGAAACAAAGAGGCUAAAGACAAAGUUGGUUGCUGCUGAGCAAAAUCUUAACCUGGAAAGAGAUUUGUUGAAAGCAAAAGGCAUCUAA